Molecule: messenger RNA, 1783 nt
Organism: Schistosoma rodhaini
Lineage: Eukaryota; Metazoa; Platyhelminthes; Trematoda; Strigeidida; Schistosomatidae
Source: the annotation of a GenBank genome assembly
AUGAUAGGUGGGAUAUUUAUCUAUAACCACAAAGGGGAAGUUUUAAUAUCAAGAAUAUUUCGCGACGAUGUCUCAAGAAAUGCUGCGGACGCUUUUCGAGUCAAUGUUAUUCAUGCGCGACAACAGGUUCGCUCACCCAUAAGUAUAGUAGCAAGGACAAGCUUCUUUCAUGUCAAAAGAGCAAACAUCUGGAUAUGUGCUGUUGCUCGUCGUAACGUUAAUGCUGCUAUGGUCUUUCAGCUGUUACACGCUCUUCUGAACCUGAUGAAGGAUUACUUUGGUAGAGUUACGGAGGAAAAUAUAAAAAAUAACUUCGUCUUAAUAUACGAAAUUCUUGAUGAGGUGAUUGAUUAUGGAUAUGGUCAGAACACAGAUACAGGAAUUUUAAAAUCCCUUAUUACUCAGGCUGGGACACGCACUGCCAGUAAAGAGGAGACUGCUCAAAUAACAAAUCAAGUUACUGGUCAGAUUGGAUGGCGCCGUGAAGGUAUAAAAUACAGAAGGAAUGAACUGUUUCUGGAUAUCAUGGAGUCGGUCAAUCUUCUCAUGUCACCGCAAGGACAAGUUUUAUCUGCACAUGUGGCAGGUCGAGUGAUCAUGAAGUCUUACUUAAGUGGUAUGCCAGAAUGUAAAUUUGGUUUUAAUGACAAAGUCAGUUUGGAAAAUAAACAACGAUCUACAGCUGGCACAGAAGAUAGUAGUGGAGGUAUUGCAAUAGAUGACUGUCAAUUUCAUCAAUGUGUUAAACUGGGUCGAUUCGAAACUGAACAUACAAUCUCUUUUAUCCCACCAGACGGUGAAUUCGAGUUGAUGCGUUAUAGAACUACUAAGGAGAUCAGUUUACCAUUUCGUAUAAUACCAUUAGUUCGUGAACUUGGUAAAACUAAAAUGGAUGUAAAAGUUAUAUUAAAAGCUAAUUUUCGUCCCAAUUUAUUUGCACAAAAAAUUGAAGUUCAUAUACCAACUCCAAUGAAUACAAGUGGUGUACAAGUUGUUUGUAUGAAAGGUAGAGCAAAAUAUAAAGCAGCUGAAAAUGCUAUUAUAUGGAAGAUUAGACGAAUAUCUGGUAUGAAAGACUGUCAAUUAUCUGCGGAAAUUGAAUUGUUACAAGCUUCAGAUAAACAAAAACGUUGGAUGCGCCCACCAAUUUCUAUGAAUUUUGAGGUACCAUUUGCACCAUCUGGAUUUAAAGUUCGCUUCUUAAAAGUAUUUGAAUCUAAAUUAAAUUAUUCAGAUCAUGAUGUAGUGAAAUGGGUUCGUUAUAUUGGUAAAAGUGGUUUAUAUGAAACAAGAUGUUAAAAAGACAAUCUUCAUUUCAACAAAUCAACUUCUUUGUUUAAAUGAAUGAUUAUAUAACUGGUUUGUUUUAUUCAAAAUUUGCGACCAAUUCAAUCAUAUUUGUGUAUUACCGACACACAUACAAACACAAAAUCUGGCAUAAUAACCAACUAUGCAUAGUGUUCAUUCAAUCCAAAUCUUCAUCUCUCUUUCUUCUUUUUUGUUCAUCUCAUGAAGAUCUUCAAUUGUUUAAUCACCCUUAAAUUUGUUUACUACACAUAUGGGUAAACGUAUAGUUGUAUGUUCAUCAUUCAUUAUAAUAAUAAUGAUAGGUCUACAAUUACGUAAAAGGAAUAAUGAAUAAAGAAUUUAUUUGUGCAUUUCUAUGUUCGAUUCCCGUGUUUAUUAUAAUUCAGUAAUCCAUUGAAUUAACAACUGGAUCUUUGUGUUAAUGUUGUAUGGCAAGUCGAACUGAUGUACUUACGUACGUACAAAGUUCUACGUU